GGCAGCUCACCCCACCCCUGCAAGAUAGAGAAGUUCAAGUUAAUCGUAUGAACGAAAGUAGAGGAUAUUGGUUCAUAUUGCAUCCGAACGAUUUCACGUAGCCUACGCGUACUACAAAGUAUGGCAGAGACGAAGGGCAGGACCUCUGAACUCCUCCUCAGCUCUGAGCAGUUCAAGACAGAGAAGCUGAAGGACAGAGACAACAUAUACACCAUCAUGGCCCCAGCCAACAGGACGCGCAUGGCUCUGCUGAUCACCAACGUGCGCUUUGACCGCUUCAAUCAUCGGGAUGGUGCUGAGAAAGACGAGCAGGAUAUGAGCAAACUGCUGAUCUCACUGGGAUACAACGUGGAGCAACACAGAGACCUCAGUGGAGCGGAGAUGGACGAGGCUGUCAAAAGGUUUUCUAAAGACCCCCGUCUGGCCGCGACAGACUCUGUCUUUGUGGUCAUCAUGUCCCAUGGGGUGAAGGGAGCCAUUUUAGGCGUCCAUCACUGCGAUGGAGACCCCGACCAGUUCCCCAUUGACAAUAUCUACAAACACUUGGAUUCGGCUCAUUGUCCAAAACUGCUCAACAAACCCAAAGUCAUCAUCAUCCAAGCCUGCAGAGGAGUGGAUGAUGGCUCUGCGAUAGUCUGCGAUGGGCCUGGGUCUGUCCCAGAGCAGGCCCCGGUAGUGCAGGUGGAUGCGGCCCUCCCACCUCACCUGGCAGAUGAAGUGGACGCAGACAUCGAGGAGGAUGCUAUUCACAGGGUGCACAAAGAAAAAGACUUUAUUUCACUUCUGUACACGGUGUCGUAUAGACAAAAAAGCCAAGGUUCUUUUUUAAUCCAACACAUUGUGGAGAUCUUCAACCGCCACGCACACAAGGACCACAUCGACGAACUCUUCAGAAAGGUCCUGAAGCGUUUUGAAGAUGAGCCACCUUCAGCAGAUACAAGACAGAUGGCUGUCAAAGAACGAAGCACCUUAACCAGAAUGUUUUACCUCUUCCCAGGGCCGGAUCUGUCCGAUAAGCAGCUCCUGGAGGUGGCCCAAAGGCUGGGACAGGAGUGGGAGCCGGCUGCCAUCCACCUGGGGCUGAAGACAGAAGAUCUGGAGGCCAUCAAGGCAAAACAUAGAUCUGUGGCCAUGCAGAAGCUGCAGAUGUUGGUGCUGUGGAAGCGCCGAAGACCACCAGGAGAGGCCACAGCUCUGGACCUGCUGGAAGGUCUGAAAGACCUGGAGGACCUACCGGACAAUACUCCUCUGUCAUUAAUCGGGGAACUUCAAAGGAUCCGUUCUGAAUUUGUGACGAUAGUUACAACCUCAGUUAUCAAAGGUCUCCUGAAUGAUCUUUGGCAGCAGCACGUGUUCAGUACUGAGGAAACUGAAUAUAUGAUGGAGGACUUCACAACAAGUGCAGACAUGGCACGUUGUCUGAUCAAAAUGGUGAUCGGGAAAGGGGAGAGAGCAAGUCACAUAAUGAUUGACAGUAUGAAGAAAAGGGACCCUGACUUAUGCUCCACCCUGGGUCUGAUCUCUUCUCCUGCUGGUGUGGGACAUGGGGACGACAAGAUGCUAGUAAAGCCGAAGGAACCAACGUUUCUUUCAAGGGGGGAACUUCAAAGGAUCCGUUUGGAAUUUGUGAAGAGAGUUACAACCUCAGUUAUCAAAGGUCUCCUGGAUGAUCUUUUGCAGCAGCACGUGUUCAGUACUGAGGAAAAGGACUAUAUGAUGGAGGACUUCAGCACAAGAGCAGACAGGGCACGUUGUCUGAUCGACAUGGUGAUGACGAAAGGGGAGAGAGCAAGUCACAUAAUGAUUGACGGUAUGAAGAAAAGGGACCAUCACCUAUGCUCCACCCUGGGUCUGAUCUCUUCUCCUGCUGGUGUGGGGCGCAAUCUGUCCGAUAAGCAGCUCAGGAAGGUGUCUGAAAUGCUGGGACAGGAGUGGGAGCUGGUGGCCAUCCACCUGGAGCUGACCACCAUAGAUCUGGACGUCAUCAAGGCAGACAGACAGACGGAUGUGGCCAUGCAGAAAUACAAGAUGUUGGUGCGGUGGAGGGGCCAAAGACCACCAGGAGAGGCCACAGCUCAGGACCUGCUGAGAGGCCUGGAAGACCUGGGGGACCUACCGUUCAAGACUCGUCUGUUAUUGACAGAUUAUUGGACCGGCGAGGAGUUACCAAAUCUAUUGGAAAGAUUCCUAAACCAGUUCCAGAGGUCCAACGAGAAUGAGAGCCAUAUGCACGCUGUGUCCUCCACUGAAUCCAACACCCCUGGGUCUGCUCCACAACUCCCUCAAGCAACAGAGGAAGAGGAAGAGGAUACACCAUAUCCCAUGAAGGCUCAACCGAAAGGCUACUGCUUGAUCGUCAACAACUUUGACUUCAGCGAUUCCGGUCGGAACCUAGGUCAACGGAUGGGGACAGACAUUGAUAAAGAGAGCCUGAGGAGUGUGUUCAGCUGGCUGGGCUUCAAGGUUAAGGUGCUGCGGGACCUCACCAGAGCCCAGAUGCUCUCCUCCAUGCGGGAGCUGGCCAGCAGGGACCACAGUUGGAUGGACUGCGUGGCUUGCGUGGUACUGAGCCACGGCCUGGAGGGCGGCGUGUACGGGGUGGACGGGAAGGUGGUCCAGCUGAAGGAGCUCGCUGACUUCCUGAAUGGGGUAAGGUGCGCCUCUCUGAGAGGGAAGCCCAAGCUGUUCUUCAUCCAGGCCUGCCAGGGCAACAAGAGGGAGCAGGCGGUCCCCGUCCUGGACAACAGACCCGCCCCCCCAGAGGUCAACGACCAAACCGACGGACCCAGUAGCACUGGGGACCACACCCAGACGGACGGACCCAGCAGCACUGGGGACCACACCCAGACGGACGGACCCAGCAGCACUGGGGACCACACCCAGACGGACGGACCCAGCAGCACUGGGGACCACACCCAGACGUACGGAACCAGCAGCACUGGGGACCACACCCAGACGUACGGACCCAGCAGCACUGGGGACCCCUGCAGCGACGCCGUGGAGGAGUGGAUACCCACCUCGGCAGAUUUCCUGACCGCCAUGGCUACCACUCCCUCCUAUCUCUCUAUGAGAGACGAGGACCAAGGCUCCUGGUUCAUCCAGUCCUUGUGCCAUAACCUUGUGAAGUUGGUUCCUGGUGGCAAAGACUUAGCCAGGAUCCUGACGACGGUUAACAAAAAUGUGAGCAAGAAGUCCAACCGCAUCGGCGGACGCAGACAGAUGCCCCAACAUCAAACCUCUCUGCGGACAGAUCUGGUCUUCCCCGUCCCUGAAGACCCUCCUCCCCGUCUGCCCACCAGUCCCUAGCUACCAAGGCUCUGCUCCAAUUGGUCGACUGGUGCUGUCACGUUAAAAUUGUACCGGGGGCGAAAAUUGUACCGGCCUACGUCAUCGUUUGUUUACAUCCUGACAACCUGACAACCUGCCCUGCAACAGACGAC
Molecule: messenger RNA, 3440 nt
Organism: Gadus morhua (Atlantic cod)
Lineage: Eukaryota; Metazoa; Chordata; Actinopteri; Gadiformes; Gadidae
Exons: 17
Coding region: 121-3306 (1061 amino acids)
Biological process (GO): proteolysis; regulation of apoptotic process; signal transduction
Cellular component (GO): AIM2 inflammasome complex; NLRP3 inflammasome complex; IPAF inflammasome complex
Molecular function (GO): cysteine-type endopeptidase activity; protein binding
Source: RefSeq, a predicted model, not a curated record